AGUUGAAAUGGAUAUUUAUCAUACUACUGUUAAUGAAUUUUCUGCUUUGGGGCAAAUAUAUGAAUGGUGGAACAUUACAAGUGUUAGAGUAUUGUAUGUUUGGGAGGACAUGGAAAACAACAGGAUGCUCUUGUGGAUGAUAGAUCGCCAGAGAGAAAAAAUAUUAGCAAUCAUACCUCGCCAUUUAGUGCCCGGAUAUCGAAACAUGAAUCUGAAAGGAAAUGUAUUCUCUGUGCAACAUUUCCAAGUUGAUGAAUACCAUUUGGACAAUCCAAUGUACCAACAGUACAAAAUCUGCACCAGUGAUAAGGCGAUAAUGAUAAACCAUGCCACAACUUUUACUCGGUUAGCAAGCGAUUUUGCCAGUGGAUAUCCACUUUAUCCAAUUGUGUCUACUGUCACAACUGUUGCACAAGAUCAUACAAAUAAAAGAAGGCUUGUUGAUGUGGUUGGAAGAAUAGUAUGGGGAAAUCGAAUCAGACAGCUGCGAUCAUUUGAGUUAAUUCUCCAAGAUGAGACGUAA
Messenger RNA from Lactuca saligna, 523 nucleotides. Lineage: Eukaryota; Viridiplantae; Streptophyta; Magnoliopsida; Asterales; Asteraceae. The record is from the annotation of a GenBank genome assembly.